Messenger RNA from Oreochromis niloticus (Nile tilapia), 12085 nucleotides. Its product is annotated as zinc finger BED domain-containing protein 1-like. NCBI's taxonomy places the organism in Eukaryota, Metazoa, Chordata, Actinopteri, Cichliformes, Cichlidae. The transcript is spliced from 6 exons. Gene Ontology annotation, molecular function: protein dimerization activity. The record is from RefSeq and is a predicted model, not a curated record. Bases 9167 to 10270 code for a protein of 367 amino acids.
AGAAGAAUCAGUUCAGUCAGACACACAAACACACACCUCAGUGAAGCACCUGACAAAGUUCACAGCAGAUAACCAAAGACUGUCACCAACCAAUCAAAAUCAAGAAGGGGAGGGACUUGUGGCAAAUUUGUAAAAACAUUUGUUUUAGUUUAUUUGAUUUUUAUUGUGGCAGAUGUGGAGGAGCAGUCGUUUCAGCUGUUCUCCAAUCAGACUGCAGGAGGCAUGCGUAGCACUGUGACCUCCCACAGAGGCUGCACAAACACGAGCUUUAGCUCAGACCCUCGCAUGACGACGUUUCAAAGCGACAUUUUCAAAUCUGAACCAUCACGUGACGCACUUUAAUCACGUGUGUGUGACUUUAGAGACAGCAGGAGGCGCUGUCAACACAGAUAGAAGACAGGUUUGUAACCUAGCAACCCAUCUGAGCCUGUAAACGGCGCCUGUGGCAAGCCUCAGCCGAGCGUAAAUGUAAAAUCAGGUCUAAGGCGGCCGAUGAAGAAGCAGAGCCGGGGGAGGGGCAUGCUCUGCUUUUUUAACCUUAAUUUAGGAACCACUGGGAGGACGGGAGACAUCUGGGGCAUAGAAGGAAACACAUACAGAAGCAUGCAGCGGAGACGCAGAGUCAUGUGACCUGCGUCUUAUCUGAGCGCAUCAGCUGCUGCAACUUUGAACCAAGUGAAGAAAACGCAGUGCAGUCAAACCUCCUCCUCCUCUCUGCCCUCAGCUGGUUUUAUCCUCGCUCUCUCUCCUCAGCACAUCCCCUUCUUUCUUCCACUCUUCCUCUCGUCUCCUCCUCUGCCUCCUUUCCUCUUCAGUUCUCUUAUUAUUUCUCCAGCUUCGGUUUUAGCUGAUGUUCCUCGCUUCCUUUACAUCCCAACAUCUGUGUCUUUCACUCUUUUAUGCUUUCGUGCCUCUCUUUGCCUCCCUCUGAUGUAUUCCUGCUGCACUCAGCUCUCUGACUCCGUCUCCACCUGCAGCUCAGAGGAAGCCGCCGUUAUUAAAUUAAAAUCAGGUCUUAAAGGUCAAAACUGAGAGAUGAAGAUUCAUAGACAGCGGCUGACAGAGGGGCUGAGAGAGGCAAAGGAGCGGCGACGUUCAGCCAUCACAAUAUUAAUCCAGGGAAAUCUUAAUUUCUAUUCAUGUGCUUCUGGAUUAUUUCACUCUAAAAAAUGAAUUUACUGCUCCACCUUAAACACCCACAGCCUCUGCAGCCAGAGAGGUGGAGGAAGAAGCUGCGGGUGGGUGAGGCAGGAGGUCAAACUUCCUGUUUUGACUCUCACUAUGGUGAUGUUUGGUCUGCUUUGUGUUUUCUCCUCCACCUUUCCACUCUUGCUGCUCUUCACUGCUCCGCCUCUCAGCUCCAAUCAGCUGCUUUCAUCUCUCCACCGGUUCUCUCGCAGUCUUUCCUCCCUUCCUUCGGUCCUUCCUUUCUGUCUUUCCUUCCUGCCUCCUUCCCUGUGCACACUGGAGUCUUGCCGGGAGCUCGGGAGUCUUCACACAGAAUAUUUUAUGGUGUUCAGCUGAGCUCUCCGCCCAUUUUCACAUCUGGGCCACAUCUCCCCUCCUAACCCUCUCCAUCUCCACCUCCUCUCUCUUCUGAAAUGAAAAACUGAAAUGCUGAUUAUGAGUUCAGUGCUCGUGGGCACAAAGGAACAGGAGAAAGAGUGACAGGUGAGGCCGGAGCUCAGAGAAGCGUCGGGCAGUCAUGUCUUCUCACAAACACACACGAGCAUUUUUACAGCGCUGCAUUUGCACCAAGUUUCAUCAGCUCUGCUGCUUUGAUGAUUUACUGCAGGAUUGUGUGCUUCACUGCAAAAGCACGCUGACAGUAAGAAACACAAGUACUGAAGACAAACGAGUCCUUCGUGCAGCGGAUGCUUAAAGAGUGUCCCGAGACAAGAUCCUCAGGGAUAGCAGGAAGAAACGGAUCCAUACUCUGCGUGCUGCCCAGAAAUGAUUCUUUAUCAAAACUCUUCAGAAUCAGGAUGAGGGACAAAGAUCAUCAUUCACUCAGUCCGCCUCUCAGCAUCACAAUUAAGGAAACUGCAUCUCUCCACCAAAGCUGGAAACUGACGUGGAUCCGGACCAGAAUUCCUCCAUCUCCCGGUUUCUCUUCAUUUCUUUUGGUGCGUAUAUCUGAAGAUACCGGACGUCUGUAAAGGGAUCCAAGCCCGACCCCUGAGAACGUUUCCAAUGUGUUUGACAGUAAUCCUGCUAACAAACACACACAUGUCCUGGUCCCCGUGUCUGCCCGGCCGGCCCUGCAAGGCUACGUGUGUUUGAUUACUCUCUCCCUCUUUCUCUCGCCACUCCGCCUGGGCGGAGCUCACUGCGGGCUCCCGCCCUUGGCCCACACACCUGUUGGCCAUCAGGCUGCAUUUAAGGCUGGGACGCAGACAGUCUCAUUGCUGGAUGAUUGUGUGAGACACACCCGUGACCUACCCGCUCUGUGGACGUGUGUUAGUUGGAGUGUGAAGAAGAGAGCGAGAGUGGCAGUGCUUCCCCGACCCGGAUUUUCCCCACUGUAUAUAUUCUGCACCUGGUCCCUCCGGUACAUGACACACUGAGGCUCAAUGGGACUCAGUUAAGCUAACCGCAUUAACUGCAUGUGUUUGGACUGUGGGAGGAGCCUGGCGUACCUGGAGAGAACAUAAACUCCACCCAGAAAGCCAAGAUGAUGGACUCAAACCCACGACCAACAGUACUAACCACCGCGGUUAAACCACGUGGUUAGUACCUGCUGUUGGCUGACUUGUGACUGGACGAUAAUCAGUGAUCAGCUUUGGUUUUCAGGUAUUCUUCAGAGCGCCCCAGUCUGUUCUUCAUUGUGCUGAAGACUGCUGGGCGGCGGGACCCGCCUCCUCGCUCCUGUUGCAUUGGCUGCUCAUUGUUGUACUAAUAAUAAAGGAGACUUCCCCUGCGGUGCCAUCGGAGACAGAAAACAUCACGCAGCCAUGACUGAUGGAAGUGUGACGAGUGUCCUGCCUUCUGCUCUAUUAAUAAUUUACGUCGAGUUGAAUUAGAGCAGCUGGAAUAAUUCAAACCUCUGUGUUUUUGUUGGUUUCCUCUCUUUGAUUGCUCGGUUCUCUCUCGUUGCUCACCUUCAUAUUUCCUCUUCACCUUUCCCCUUUAUUUGCAUGAGCCCAUUAUCUUAUAAUUAAUAAAUGCAAUUAGACUUGUGAACCUUUCAGCAGACACACUCGCAGCAGAUAAUGAAAUGUGCUGCUGCUGCUGCUGCUGCGCGGCGAAUAAAUGUCGAUGAUGAUCGGAUCUACACACAGAGGAUGGAGCCUAACCUGCCAUGGUGCGAGACGCUCUUCCUGUAGAUGUUCCUGUGGUGGUUCAGCUGAAGGACGAGGCUUUGCCCUAAGCUCUGAUUCAAAGCCUCGGUCAGAAGGACUGCUGAGGUAUGAUGGCACUCAACCCCAGUCUGGUUCACUUCCACUCCCAUCAUGAGUCACGAGUGCACGCAGACAUGCACGAAGGGCUGCAAUGAGUCAUCGAGCAAUUCCAAUAAUUCGAUUAGAAAACACACUUCUUUGCUCUGUUUAACACGUGGCUCUGUAGCGCUACUGUCACCGUGGAAACAUGAGCAGGAGCAGUGCAUGAAUGAAAACAAUUACGCACACCGGCGCGUGAACAUGGAGGCAAAGAGGCGGAGCCAUCCCCAUGAUGCUGAGCUCAGGUUCCUGUGACCAACAUUACAACCUUCGCUGUGUUAAAGCUAGCAGGAGUCAGCAAACUGUGACGUGAAGAAAAGUUAACUCUGUAGCUCCGCCCACUAAGGUUGGCUGAUAUGUAAACAUUUUCUAACCAACAUUCGUCAGUCCAGUAACCGAAGAUAGGCGAUAUAUUCGCACAGGUGACUUUUUGAUGAGCGGAGCGAUGUAAUCAUGCAUGGACUGAUUUGUGUGUUUAGAAUUUAUACGUUUUGUUUGGAGGGAAUUUUUGACCUUUUCUUGUUUGUUUCAGUAUUAAUGUAGACACUUACUGGGUUAUUUAUUUAUUUAUUUGUGAUGUGAAAGAUGUAACUGAAAGAUGUAACUUUACAUCAGAGAUUUUUUUUAGUGUUCGCUGGAAGAAAUAUUUUGAUUUUUAACUGAGUUUUUGUUGAAUUGUGUAUUUGUUGUUUGGUCGAGUGUGUAAGACAAACACAGUUAGAGUGGAAAAAGAAGCCAGUCUCUCUUUGCCUCCCUCCACACCACUGUGGGUUUUUAUUCAAAUCAAAUGCAGCCCUAAUUUCAUCACGUAAAGGCACCGUCUAGACCUCAGACUCAGCAACACUCUGACCCAGUGACAGUCAGCAACAACACUUGGACCUAAUGACAGUCAGUCCUUAACAUGUUUGCUUCCUCUUUCUGAAACUUGCUUCUGGGCAGGAGGACAUUAAAGCUUUGUGACUGAAGGCUGAGCAGCUGAUGGCCGAGCUCUGUUGAUGAUGAUGAGUGGCCGAUGAAGCAGCGGCUCUUAAUGUAUGACAGGAUGAUUCAAAGUGUAAAUAGAAACAAUGAACGGUUUGAUGGUGCUUGUUCUUCGAAGGCUGUCCUCGUCUGUGUGGUUCCUCUCAGACUUCAUUUCUCUCUCUGCUUCCUCUGAUGAUUCUUUAAUCCACUGAGCCGUUUGGCUUCAAAUAUUAAUAAUCACUGAAUUAUUCACACACUACCAAUCUGUAUGUGUGUGUGUGUGUGUGUGAGAGGAAACCACAGAGACUGAAAUGCUCUUGGAGAAACUUUGAUUUUGUGAGUUUUUCUCUCUGCUCCAGUUCCAGUUAUCAGUCAUGGAUGUGAUUACAUAUGAUCACAAAUCAUUCUUCCAAUCUUCACAAGGCGUGCUCCACUUCUGUUUCCUUUGAUAAAAGUAAGGAAACACUCUCACAUUUAUCUUUUACUGACAAACUCAGGGUUAUGGACUGGAGGAGGGUGUGGUUAACAUCCACCUAUUUCUAAAGAAAGGACACCUCUCAUGACAAACGCAACACCAGAACACAAAGUUAACAGUACAGCCUCCCUGUUGCCCCUGGUGCUGGCCUGGUGGAGUCACCCGGUGCUGACCCGGUGGUGUCACCCCGGUGGUGUCACACAGUGCUGACGUGGUGGUGUCACCCCUGUGGUGUCACACUGUGCUGACUCGGUGGUGUCACCCUGGUGGUGUCACACGGUGAUAUCACACGGUGGUGUCACAUGGUGCUGACCCGGUGGUGUCACCCCGAUAGAGUCACCCUGGUGGAGUCACCCUGGUGGUGUCACACAGUGCUGACCUGGUGGUGUCACCCGGUGGUGUCACCCCGAUAGAGUCACCCUGGUGGAGUCACCCUGGUGGUGUCACACAGUGCUGACCUGGUGGUGUCACCCGGCUAUAGCAGAUGCUGUUGCAUUUGUGCCGAUGGCUCUGUGGAUAGAUCAGGUGGACGUGCCAACUAGUGCUGGGCGAUAUGACGAUAUAUAUCAUGUGGACGAUAGAAAAGUGUCUAUCAUGCCAUUUGUAUUCUAUUGUUUCUAAUUUUAAAAAUUAAUACAUAAAAAAUAAAAUUAAAUAGCCUGGGGGCAAAUAUAUUAAUGUUGUUUUGUCACUAUUCAUACUCUAACUUUAUGCAAGAGAAAAUGAAGUAUAAAAAAAUGAUAUUUUUCGGCGAAGAAAUAUCCACAAAGAAACUCCGUCUUGUGGUUUUGCGACAUGGUGCUGCUUUACGUGCACCCGGAUUUGCGACAUGCUCAAAACUCUAAACGAUGGACACGCGACAGGUUGCAGUUUCAUGCCCGGACAUGCAACAGGCAGAGACAGCUACACAGGCAGCCCAAGAAGAAGCACUUUUACCGAAAAGAGGGGGUACAUCUGUGAUUUGGUAACUCCUGUGUGUGGCAGGAGGGGAUGCGACACACACACACACACACACUGCAGUUAGGGUCAGACACAGAGAUGGGCAAACAGGAAUUAAGCUCUGAAACAAAUACUUCCCAAGAGAAAACUGUAGGUCCGAUCGCAAAAAUUCUUUCACCGUGAGUGGCAGGAACUUCCAGACUACAACAUAUUAAAUUUUCAUGCCUGUGGAGUGUAUUAUACUGACGUGGUGACAGUGUAAAGACACCCUUCGAUGUUAAAUUUGAGCUGAAAAUUGAGAGUAGCUUUUGAAUGGUCGUCUAUGGGGGACAGAGAGGGAGGAGGCUCCACUUUGAUGGCAUUUGUGAGAAAAAUGUAAAUCUGAUCUCAAUGAGGAAGACACUGGAUGAAAGAAGACAACGAUAGCUACGUUUUGAUGUAUAAAUUAUAGAUGUAGGGCAAACUGUUUGGGUGGGACAGGACAAGAAACACAAAUUUUUAAAAUUAUUCUCCACACUCUGGUUUUAUGGCAGUUGACAGUAGCGCGAACAUUCCGUGAAAAUCUUAAUUUUCCUAAAACUUAAACUGCUCUUGUGAACCAACAGUAAAAGAUAUCGCAAUGAGGAUUUGGGCAAUAAAAGUCCAAAAUCUUGUGACCCGUUUAAAGUUUAAAUGACGUUUCUACAACAAAGUAUGGCAGAGCGGUAGGCCUUCAAAGUGGCCUGUGUUGGUGCCUUUUUUCGGGCCCUUCCCCAUCGAAAUGAAUGGGGAAAAAUGGGGUCUUUUUUUGGGAAUUUUGGGAAAACCGUGCGACGAAUCCCUACCAAGAGUCAUAAUAAUAGGAAUAAUAAAUCUGUCGAAUAGUAAUAAGUGUGCCAUUACAUAGGCACACUUAAUAAUUCUCCCGUUCAUUGAUCUGAGCAUGCGCAGAAUGAUCCACAGCGCUCCUUUGAUCCUUUGAUCUUCUCAAAGGUCAAUGAUCCUUUGAUCUUCUCAAAGGAUCAUUGGGGGACAUCACAUUCUCUCCACACACACUAAGUCCUUAAAUAGAGGUCCUUUAACAGUUUAGACAAAGCUAACCUUUGCAUUUAAAUACUUCAGAGAUUUAACUUUUUUGAGCUUUAAACCUCCAAAGAAAUGUCACAGGGAACGUCGAAUAAUCCAUCUGGAAGCAGAGAUCAGUCAGACCCAGUGCAGCGUACGGCAGUUGAAGUUCUAAGUAUUGUUUUAAGUGAAAUCAUGGACAUCGCUGAAUUUAACAGACGCCUCAGGCAAGACAACAGACAACUCAGGCAAGAGAUCAUUCAAAUCAAUCGAGAAAAUGCACAACUCAAUCGAGAAAACACAGAACUUGGGCAAGUGAUCACACGACUCAGGCAAGAGAACGCAGAACUCAGCGAAGCGAUCAGACAACUCUGGGAAGAGUUCGAUCAAGAAAAUGUAGAACUUAGGCAAGUGAUCACACGACUCAGGCAAGUGAUCACACGACUCAGGCAACAGAACGAAGAACUCAGGCAAGAGAACAGACGACUCUGUGAAGAGAUCACACAACUCAGGGAAAGGAACGAAGUACUCGGAAAUGAUGUCGGAUGGCUCAUUGUUCUUUCUGCAGCUGCUUUCUGGGUGGCCUCUUGGUUUUUCGGCUGAAGGGAAUGUCCUACUCUGUAGGGUCAUGAUUAUUAUCAUGACACUCUGUGGGGUCAUGAUUAUUAUCAUGACGCUCUGUGGGGUCAUGAUUAUUAUCAUGACCCCACAGAGUGGGGAUCGCUUGCGUGUGCUUGCAUGCACACGUCCCAUCGACAAUUGUGGAUUGUGGUCCACAUACACAAUUACAGCUCUACUGUAAUUGUGGAUGUGGACCAGUUACCCUUUAAAAACAGUAAUGAUCUUUUCCAGCCACAGUCCACCUUCAUCCUGGCGUUGUUCCCGCUGGUGCAGGGUCCGCUCCUCAGCAAAGGUUUCUCCAUUUGGUUCUGUCCAAGGCGUCCUCAGGUGACGCGUUGACCGUCUUAAUGUCUUCCUUGAUUUUGUCCAUCCACCGUUUUUUCGGUCUGCCUCGAGGCUGGUGUCCGUCUGGGUCGAUCCUCAUAGCGGUUUUUGCUGAGUUCUCAUCGCUUCGAAUCACGUGUCCAUACCACCUCAGGCGGGAUUCGAGCAUCUUUUGAACUCGAGCCAGUCCACCGACCUGUCAUAAAUACGCUGUGCUCUCCUUUAUGUUUGAUUUUAUUUUGCCCCUCACCUCCCAACCAGUCAUGGCAGAAGACCGCCCCUCCCUGAGCCUGGUUCUGCCAGAGGUUUCUUCCUGUUAAAAGGGAGUUUUUCCUCUCCACCGUUGCCAGAGUGCUUGCUCAUAGGGGAUCAUUUGAUUGUUGGGGUUGAAUUUUUGGAUUUCAUUUCAUUGGCUUGAACUGAAAAACCUAAAAAUUCAGCUGAGGGGUUCACAUAGUGGAGAGCACUACAUUUGUUAACUGCACUUUUUUUAUUUGUAGUUUUUGUAGUUCUUCCUACUACAAAAACUACAAAUGAAAACAAGGCAGUUAGCAGCAAAUGAAAAUAAAUAAAACACAUUUUUAAAAAAAUCUGCUACUGCUCUGUGUGUUUACUUCAGUGAACACUGUAUGUUUUUGUGUUAGAAGAUUAUAGAUUGUCCAAAAUAUCCUACACCUUGAUGUUGGUGGGGCUCCAGAGGCACCAGCAGCUUCAAAUAUGUGUUUGCUGCUUUGUAAUGGCCUUUUAGCAGCUGCUCUCUUAAUCGGAUGUAUUUGUCCCGCAGAAACCUUCCUCGUUGAGCCUUUAUCUGCACGAACCCGUGUGUGCUCUGACUCAGCCACAGAUCUCCUAACGUUACGGUGAUCACGAUUAAGUUUUCAUGAAAUAUCUCAGGUUUUCACUACGUGUCCAAGGCAUUUAGCUAUUUCACACUUUUCAGCAGCAGAGAGAUCCUUUUAUUUUUCCAUAUUGUUAACUGUCAGUUUGUUCAUUUCCUCAGUGUUCUUUAGUGUUAAAGUGUUAGAGUGAAGCACAGCCAUUUCUAAAGUGUCUGCAGGCACUGACGUGUCCACAGACGUGUGGAUUUGUGUGCUGCUGUGUUCACUUGUGUGUUUUUGUGCACUCGGGGGGACGGUACCUGUCUUGUCGUCAUCUCGUAGACAAAUAUUUGACGACGUCUAGAAGAGAAGUCUGAGUCGCCGUCCAAACGUCUGCCUGCAGCACAACCUCCGUCUCUCAGCGCUCAGCAUGCACGCUGAAAGAGCCCUCAGGUCUGAGAGAUACACUGGAGUCAUGGGAAUUGCAAGAAUGCCACCUUGUCUGUGUCACCACGGAUAACGCCACUAACAACAUCUCUGCAAUGGAACUGAACCAGUGGGAACGGCUACAAUGCUUUGGUCACCGCCUACAGCUAGCUAUUGAGAAUGCUCUAAAAGCUCUUACACCAGUAUCUGCAAAACAGGCUGUGGAACGAGCAGUUGGAGUGUGUAAAAAGGUGGCGAGUGCCUUCUCCAAGUCAUGGAAGAAAAAACGUGAAUUGGCCAAGGCGCAAGCGGUGCUGGGCUUGCCUCCUCAUCAGCUCAUCACUGAAAGUCCUACAAGAUGGGGCUCGCGGCAGAUGAUGAUAGAGAGGUUCCUGGAGCAGGAGAAUGCUCUUUCACAGGUUGCAGACAAGAAGACAAGACAUCUGGUGCCAAGCUGGCAAGACGUGGCAUUGCUAGAGUCCUUGAACAAGGCACUGGGUCCACUGUUCGAGUUUACUGAUGCUUUGUCAGGGGAGGGCUACGUCAGCGUAUCUUUUCUGAAGCCAGUUCUGCACCUCUUCAACAACGAAAUCCUCAGUCAGAAGGAUGGAGAGACAGAGCUCACAAAAGCAGUCAAAGACGGUAUCCUCAAGUACCUCAAUGAAAAGUAUGAUGACCAUGCCACCAACAACCUCCUAGACAUGGCAACACUUCUUGACCCACAGUUUAAGACAGCCUACAUCAAGGAAGAGAGGGUGGAGUUCAUAAAGAUGAGAGCUGCAGCAGAGCUGGUGGACAUGGUGGGAGCAACAGCACCAGAAAGUGCACAAACAGCAGCAGCCUCCAGUUCACCCCCAGCUGCUGAAGAUGAUCCAGAGCUUCCCCGUCCCACAAAGAAAAAAAAAAGUUUAGGUAGCUAUUUCAAAAAGGCAGGUCAAUCCACCACCCACUCCCAACCCAGCAGAGCAUCCAUUGAACUGGAGCUCUCCAUGUAUCUUCAGACACCUGGGCCUGACUCAGAGACUGACCCACUGUGGAAGCAGCAUGAGACAAACUUUCCAUUGGUGGCCAGGCUGGCCAGAAAGUACUUGUGCAUUCCUGCUACUAGUUCUUCAUCCGAAAGGGCUUUCAGUGCGAGUGGGAACAUCAUCACAUGUAAGAGGUCAGGUCUUAAGCCAAACACAGUUGACCAACUAGUCUUCCUUGCACUCAACCUGUAAAUUCAACAGUAACAUAUCUACUUCUGCAAAGUAGCCAUUUUCUGUUUUCACUUUAAUUUAUGGUUAAUGCCUUAAACAGAGUUCUGUUCAACCCUGAUGCUUAAUUUUGUCACUUUAUAUUGGUUUGCAAACUUUGCAGUACAAGGUUACAGAUUUCAGAAAGUUAAGAAAUAAUUUGUUUAUUUUUUAUAGCUGAACUUUUGUGCAAAUCUGAGUUUUCUUCUCAGAAACUUGAAACUGUUGUGCACUUUAAGUUUAUUUUGACAAUUCAUUUUAAAUGUACGUUUUGGAAAAAAAAUGUGAAGGCCACAGCUGUUUUCAUCUGAUACAUUUAUAUUAAAAUGUAUGUUUCUCAAUUGUGACAGUUCCGUUAAAAGUCUCUUCAAAAUAAAGUUGGAGAAAAGUGAGGGAUGACAUUUGUCAAACUUUUCAGAGAAUAACUGGAAACAUUGUGGUAUAUCGUGAUAUAUAUCGUUAUCAUGAUAUAAAAUAAUUCAUAUCGUGAUAAAUAUUUUUUCCAUAUCGCCCAGCCCUAGUGCCAACGAUGUGAGCCGCUCUCACACAUUGUGCCGUGUGCUGAAGCAAACCUGAGGCUGAUCUACGAUCACAGGAAAGUGCACACGUUCAGAGGAGUUUACAGGAGAUAAUGCUGCCUCCGAGAAGCAGCUGCAUAAACAGCACUGUGCAGUCCCUGCUUUAAUGACACAGUUCAUAAAGACGUAUCUGCGCCCUGACUCACUCGAAGCUUUUUUAUAUGCCUGUGUAUCUUCAGAGGAAAGAGCUGUUGAAGGAAAGCCUCUCUCAGCGACAAUCACAGUCUAAUUCACGGCUGGCAGCUGCUGCAGAGGUUCACAGUAUCAUCAUCCCUCUCCUCUGGUCACAGCAUCAUCAGCCAUGUUCUGAAAGAAAGCCAUGCAAAGGAUCUACAAUUAUCUCCACCCUGCUGGAUUGGAGAGAGAGGGAUUACUGAAGCACGUCCCACAGCAGAGAAGGCUUUUCCGUGUUCUCUGAGGAUUACACUGCUCCUUUUGAGACUUUAGGACCUCUCCCACUCAUUUCUACACAGCUGCUCUCUGUGCAAAACACUAAUAGUAUUAGACCAAGCAGCCAGCGUGCAUCACAGUGACAUAAAACAGAUGCCUUUAAUGCCUCUCAGCACUCUCUGCUUGUAGCAGCACAUACACUUUAUCCAUCCUCACAAUGUUCCCGAUGGAUUCAGUGAUCCCAGGUCGUAUACCGCCUCUCCACAGACCUCUGGAUCUGCUCCUGUUGGCCUGUCCAGAGGAAAACAUGUGUCCUCUCAGGGUGGAAGAGCUCCUGCCAGAGCCAGGACACCCGUCAGAGGAAACUCCUUCCUGUCACUCUCAUUCCUUCUGCCCUGCCCACAGCUGUGCUCACAGCACAGGGGUGAAUGUAGACGGCUCAGUAAGUCCACAGCUGAAGGUCAGCAGCUGCAUUGCGUGCAGGAAGGAGGAGGAGAUGGGCUCCUCGCUAAUCCUGUAAUAUUACAGAUUAUAAUCUCGAAACUUCUUCACACGAGUUUACCUGUGAAACCUGCAUCUGAAGGCGAGGUGAAGGUGGUGUGGCUCCAGAGGUCCUGUCAUUUUUAAAAAUGUUCUCCCACCGGUGAACUCCACCGCUCUUCAUCACGUCCCUGUUUAGAGCUGCUGGAGUUCACUCUUCAUCUUCACAGUUAUAUCUUCAGCCUGCUCUGUAGCUCACCUGCUGACCUCUGUCUAACACCUGGCUAAAGAGCCUGCAGAGAGCCAGACACAGAGCUGUGCCUGCUUGUGUGCAGCAUGCUGAAGCAGUGUG